AUGAACAGCGAGGAGCAGUACUACGCAGCUACGCAGCUUUACAAGGACCCGUGCGCGUUCCAGCGGGGCCCCGCGCCAGAGUUCAGCGCCAGUCCCCCUGCGUGCCUGUACAUGGGCCGCCAGCCACCGCCGCCGCCGCCCCCGUUCCCGGGGACCCUGGGCGCUCUGGAGCAGGGCAGCCCCCCCGACAUCUCCCCAUACGAGGUGCCUCCCCUCGCCGACGACUCCGCAGUGGCGCACCUCCACCACCUCCCAGCUCAUCUCACGCUCCCCCACCAGCCUGCCGGGCCCUUCCCGGAUGGAGCUGAGCCGGGGGCCCUGGAGGAGCCCAGCCGCGUCCAGCUGCCUUUCCCGUGGAUGAAGUCCACCAAGGCUCACGCGUGGAAAGGCCAGUGGGCAGGCGGAGCCUAUGUUGCAGAGCCAGAAGAAAACAAAAGGACACGUACUGCCUACACGCGUGCACAGCUGCUGGAGCUGGAGAAGGAGUUCCUAUUCAAUAAAUACAUCUCGAGGCCCCGCAGGGUGGAGCUGGCCGUCAUGCUGAACUUGACCGAGAGACACAUCAAGAUCUGGUUCCAAAACCGCCGCAUGAAAUGGAAAAAGGAAGAGGACAAGAAGCGCAGCUGCGGGCCAGUGGCUGGGGGUGGCACGGAUGCUGACCCGGAGCAGGACUGUGCAGUGACCUCCGGUGAGGAGCUGCUGGCGCUGCCACCGUCGCUGCCCCCUGGUGGUGCUGUGCCGCCCGCUGUCCCCGCUGCCACCCCCACCCGAGAAGGACGCCUGCCGCCUGGCCUUAGCACAUCACCACAGCCCUCCAGUGUCGGGCCCCUGCGACCUCAGGAGCCCCGAUGA
This is a messenger RNA of Neogale vison (American mink), 852 nucleotides long. RefSeq names its product pancreatic and duodenal homeobox 1 (gene PDX1). The record is from RefSeq and is a predicted model, not a curated record. The transcript has 2 exons. Gene Ontology annotation, molecular function: DNA-binding transcription factor activity, RNA polymerase II-specific; RNA polymerase II cis-regulatory region sequence-specific DNA binding. The coding region runs from base 1 to 852 and encodes 283 amino acids. NCBI's taxonomy places the organism in Eukaryota, Metazoa, Chordata, Mammalia, Carnivora, Mustelidae. Gene Ontology annotation, biological process: regulation of transcription by RNA polymerase II; type B pancreatic cell differentiation. Gene Ontology annotation, cellular component: nucleus.